Phyllostomus hastatus (greater spear-nosed bat) is the source of this 529-nucleotide messenger RNA. Its product is annotated as kynurenine--oxoglutarate transaminase 3-like. Gene Ontology annotation, molecular function: L-kynurenine:2-oxoglutarate transaminase activity; pyridoxal phosphate binding. The transcript is spliced from 5 exons. The record is from RefSeq and is a predicted model, not a curated record. Gene Ontology annotation, biological process: biosynthetic process. Lineage: Eukaryota; Metazoa; Chordata; Mammalia; Chiroptera; Phyllostomidae. Gene Ontology annotation, cellular component: mitochondrion; cytoplasm. Bases 77 to 529 code for a protein of 150 amino acids.
CUCCGAAUCCCGCCCCACCAGGCCCUGGAUCCCUGGCAGGACCAGCUCUAGAAGCAGAGUUGUCUCGCGAAGAAGCAUGUUUUGGGCCCAGAGGAGACUCUGCUCCCUUGGCAGUAGAGCUAAAUUCCUGAAGAUGAUUUAUUCUCCAAAAAUCUUCAGACUCUCCACUUCUGCUAGAAUGUCUUUGAAAUUUAAAAAUGCCAAACGAAUUGAAGGCCUUGACAGUAACGUGUGGAUUGAAUUUACCAAGUUGGCUGCAGAGCCCUCUGUUGUGAAUCUUGGCCAAGGCCUUCCAGAUAUCUCCCCGCCUGAGUAUGUGAAGGAAGAAUUAUCAAAGGUUGCAGCUAUGGAUAGCCUGAAUCAGUAUACACGGGGCUUUGGUCAUCCAUCACUUGUGAAAGCUCUGUCUUGCUUAUAUGAAAAGUUUUAUGAAAAUCAGAUCGAUCCGAAUAAAGAAAUCCUCGUUACAGUAGGAGCCUAUGGGUCUCUUUUCAAUGCCGUUCAAGGGUUAAUCAAUGAGGGGGGAUGA